AUGGGGAUUUGUACAGCUAUUGAGCGAACCAUGAACCGGUACUGGUGGUGGGGAUCUGGGAAUGAACGUGGAACCCAUUGGAAGGCUUGGGACAAAUUAUGUAUACCAAAAAAGUAUGGUGGUCUGGGUUUCAAAGAACUGCAUGCUUUUAAUAUAGCAAUGCUGGGUAAACAGGCAUGGCGAUUACUAACAAAACCUGACUCUUUGGUCUCACGAGUUUACAGAGCCAGAUAUUACCCAAGAGGGACCUUUUAUGAUGCCAAAAUAGGGAAUAAUCUCAGUUUCUGUUGGCGCAGUAUAAUGGCAGCUCAGGGCAUGGUUUGUGGUGGAAUCAGACGCAGAAUUGGAAAUGGAAAAACAACCCUCAUCUGGGAUCAUCCAUGGUUACAGGAUGAACAAGACCCAAUGAUUCAUACAAAUAAGCCCCCAUAUUUAAAUAAUGCAGCAGGGAUUAAUUGA
Messenger RNA from Ipomoea nil (Japanese morning glory), 459 nucleotides. RefSeq lists its product as uncharacterized. The record is from RefSeq and is a predicted model, not a curated record. NCBI's taxonomy places the organism in Eukaryota, Viridiplantae, Streptophyta, Magnoliopsida, Solanales, Convolvulaceae. The transcript has a single exon. The coding region runs from base 1 to 459 and encodes 152 amino acids.